Condylura cristata (star-nosed mole) is the source of this 1618-nucleotide messenger RNA. Its product is annotated as keratin, type I cytoskeletal 42. The transcript is spliced from 8 exons. Gene Ontology annotation, molecular function: structural molecule activity. The coding region runs from base 59 to 1423 and encodes 454 amino acids. Lineage: Eukaryota; Metazoa; Chordata; Mammalia; Eulipotyphla; Talpidae. The record is from RefSeq and is a predicted model, not a curated record. Gene Ontology annotation, cellular component: keratin filament.
UAUAAAGGGCCCGCAGGGUGUCCGCCGGGACCAGACCCUGCUCCUGACUGUGGACGCCAUGUCUGCCACCACCAGCAGCACCUACCAGUUCUCGACCUCCGGCUCCGUCAAGGGCCUGUGUGGGCCUGGCGGGGGUUUUUCUCGGGCCUCUUCCCUCCAUGUCGGGGGCGCCUGUCGGGCCCCCAGCCUCCUGGGAGCCGGCAGCAGCUGUAGCAACAUGUCGGUCACCUCGUCCCGCUUCUCGUCGGGCUUGGGAGGCGGCUACGGCGGGAGCUACACCUGCAGUCUGGGUGGGGGCUACGGCUCCAGCUUUGGCAUGACCGAUGCGCUGCUGGGGGGUGGCGAGAAGGCCACCAUGCAGAACCUCAACGACCGCCUGGCCUCCUACCUGGACAAGGUGCACGCCCUGGAGGAGGCCAAUGCCGACCUGGAGGUGAAGAUCCACGACUGGUACAAGAAGCAGGCCCCAGGGCCGGCCCGCGACUACAGCCACUACUUCAGGACCAUCGAGGACCUGCGGAGCAAGAUCCUGGCGGCCACCAUCGACAACGCCAACUUGGUGCUGCAGAUUGACAAUGCCCGCCUGGCCGCCGACGACUUCCGCACCAAGUACGAGACGGAGCUGAACCUGCGCAUGAGCGUGGAGGCCGACACCAAUGGCCUGCGCCGGGUGCUGGACGAACUGACCCUGGCCAGGACUGACCUGGAGAUGCAGAUCGAGAGCCUGAAGGAGGAGCUGGCCUACAUGAAGAAGAACCACGAGGAGGAGAUGAACUCCCUGCGAGGCCAGGUGGGCGGGGACGUCAGCGUGGAAAUGGACGCCGCGCCCGGCGUGGACCUGAGCCGCGUCCUCAACGAGAUGCGCGACCAGUACGAGAAGAUGGCGGAGAAGAACCGCAAGGACGCGGAGGACUGGUUCUUCAGCAAGACCGAGGAGCUGAACCGCGAGGUGGCCACCAACACGGAGGCCCUGCAGAGCAGCAGGACAGAGAUCACGGAGCUCCGCCGCUCGGUGCAGAACCUGGAGAUCGAGCUGCAGGCCCAGCUCAGCAUGAAAGCGUCGCUGGAGGGCAGCGUGGCGGAGACCGAGGCGCGCUACGGGGCGCAGCUGGCCCAGCUGCAGGGGCUCAUCGGCAACAUCGAGCAGCAGCUGUGUGAGGUGCGCUGCGACAUGGAGCGCCAGAACCACGAGUACCAGGUGCUGCUGGACGUGAAGUCCAGGCUGGAGCAGGAGAUCGCCACGUACCGCCGCCUGCUGGAGGGCGAGGACACCCACCUGGCCGGUCAGUACUCCUCAUCCUUGGCCUCGCAGCCCACCCGAGAAGCCUCGGUGACCAGCCGCCAGGUCCGCACCAUCGUGGAGGAGAUGCAGGAUGGCAAGGUGGUCUCCUCCCGCGAGCAGGUCCACCGCUCGACCCACUGAGGCCCCUUUCUCCCUGCAGCUGCCCAGCCUCGAGGGCCAAGGGGCUGCCCUCGCUUCCAGCUCCCAGCAUGCCACCACCAUGCCCCAGUUGCCUGACUGCACCCCCAACGGGGAGCUGUGACCUUUUUGUAUCUGCUCCCUGCAGCCCUCACCAGGGGCCUCCUGGCUCUGCCUCUGUGACUGCUAUUAAAGCUU